Molecule: messenger RNA, 2101 nt
Organism: Topomyia yanbarensis
Lineage: Eukaryota; Metazoa; Arthropoda; Insecta; Diptera; Culicidae
Gene: Pisd
Product: phosphatidylserine decarboxylase proenzyme, mitochondrial
Exons: 7
Coding region: 121-1599 (492 amino acids)
Biological process (GO): phosphatidylethanolamine biosynthetic process
Cellular component (GO): mitochondrion
Molecular function (GO): phosphatidylserine decarboxylase activity
Source: RefSeq, a predicted model, not a curated record
GCUAGAAACAAUGCCACAUUCCAACCGACUAAUUUACUAGUUGACGCAUUCGGUGAACGAUGGGCAUUUUACCCCACAAACUCCCACACGCGCGUGGGACUUGUCGAUAUAGCUAUAGAUAUGAUGAGCUCAAGCUGGACAAUAAGCUUAUCAUACGCGAGACAGUCGUUUACCGCGAGUCAUACGAUGCUAGUCAAGAAGCGGUCCACCGGCGAUCGAACGACUCCGUUUGUUUGGAAAAGAUUGCUAAAGGCGGCAAAUUUCAAACCAAUCCCGAACAAAUGGUCCGCCAGGUGGACAAUGGUGAGACGUUCCAUCUCGAGCAGCAAACAGCAAGACCAAGGAACCAAUCAGCAGCAUUCCGGGCAUCAUCAACAGCAACAGCAGUAUCAGCAGCAGAACCAACGAUCGAAAGGUAAAUUUAUUAGAAUACAGAAAAAAUGGAGUUGGAAAGCGGGAGCCGGUUGGACUAUAUUAUCCGUUUUGGAUUGGUGGUUACUAGCUGCCGGUAGUUGGCUGACAUGGCGAGGCGUUUUUCUUCGAUGGACCCCGCUAGGGAUUUGUAUGAUCGCAGCCACGCAGUGGCACCUUCACAAUCGUGAUCUCGAUAAGAAGGGCCUGCCAAGAACGGCUGCUCCAUGGCAGAUGAACGUAUAUUGUUCGCUUCCACUUAGACUAAUGAGCAGGUGUUGGGGCUGGUUAGCAGAUUGCCGAGUGCCAACGCCAGCCAGACCUCUCCUCUACGGUCUGUAUUCGACUGCAUUCGGGGUAAACAUCGAGGAGGCUGCGUCAUCUGAUUUCAAGAACUAUCGCAGUUUGGCGGAGUUUUUCACACGUUCCCUAAAGGACGAUGUACGCUUCAUUGAUCCUCAAAGCUGCAUUGUUUCUCCCUGCGAUGGAAGAGUACUGCAUUUUGGCUCCGCAACCGACUGUCGCAUUGAACAGGUUAAAGGAAUUUCCUAUAGUUUGGAAGAUUUUCUCGGACCUCCUACGUGGUGCGGCAAAGAGUCUCCUAGCUUUCUUGAUAAGUUAAAGAAAAAAUCACCAGACCAUGUGCUGUAUCAGUGCAUCAUCUACCUAGCGCCCGGCGACUAUCAUCGGUUUCACUCUCCAACCACGUGGAAACCGGAGCUGAGGCGGCACUUUUCUGGAGAACUGCUUUCGGUCAGCCCUAAAAUUGCUCAAUGGAUGCCGGGGCUUUUCUGUAUAAACGAACGAGCUCUUUAUAUUGGCAAAUGGAAACAUGGCUUCUUCAGUUUCACCGCUGUUGGAGCUACAAACGUCGGUUCUGUGCAGAUCUACAUGGACCAGAAACUGAAAACUAACAAAUGGGUCGGUCUGGAAAUCGGUUCGCACCGCUGUACAGAGUACGACGAACUAUCGUUACCGAGCGAUACGUUCCUAAGCAAGGGAGAGCUGCUUGGUCAAUUCAACAUGGGCAGUACGGUUGUGUUAAUUUUUGAAGCACCACGAGAUUUCAAAUUCAGUAUCCAACCUGGUCAAGUUGUGAAACUAGGACAGCGUUUGGGGUGCAUCAGUGAAAAAGACGACGAAAACGAAGACCUGCAUAGAAUAAAAAAGCAGAUCGAUUCGUUAUGAGCGGUGGUACUGGUCGAAAAACAAAUUACAAUUCGCGGUUGGGUGCCCGUGAUGUGCGAAAUGACCUCUAAUAGAAAUGAUAUAGUUAUAUUGGAUCACAGCUGAAAUUUGUGAUAUUUUGCAGACUCAGGAUGGUUUUACCCAAGUAGUUUAGAUAGGUAGUGUGAACAAAUUUCUAAGGAAAAGGAAUGAUUGACAACAUUCAAUUUAUAGGUUUGCAAACGCUGUAGUACAUAUUGUACGUGUAUUCAUUCAGAGUAUAAACACAUAGCUUUAUCUAGUGCUAAAAGUUUCAGUUUGUCGAAAUGCAACCAUAAAUUUUAGCUGGAGUUGAUAGUGUUUUUAGUAAACAAUCAUCACUUCAAGCUGAAGAUUGAAGAUUAUUUGUAGUGCAAGUUUGAGUUUUAUAGACAUAUAUGAAUAAUUGUAAUUGUUUAUUGAUGGCUUUAACCAAAUGGUCAUUCGCCCGGAAUAAAUAUAUAAAACUAUGCUUGGAUUUUAA